AUGAACAAGAGCAAGACGGCAACCGAAGUGUGCAAGGCGUUACAAACGGUGUUUGCUAGAUUCAGAAUACCGGAAAGAGUAGUAUCAGACAAUGGUCCUCCGUUCAACAGUGCUGAGUAUGUGUUCUUUGCAAGUGAGUGGGGCUUCGAGAUCGAGAAUAGUAGUCCGAAAUAUCCACAGUCGAACGGGGAAGCAGAACGAGCUGUUCAGACAAUCAAGAAGCUGAUAAAGAAAGAAAAAGAUCGCAAUAAGGUAUUAUUGGCGUAGAGUUCAGUGCCAUUAGCGUACGGAGUUUCGCCUGCUGAACUACUGAUGGGAAGAAAACAACGCACCAUGGUUCCAACCUUCCACACUCUUUUGGAUCCAAAAUCUGUUGAUGUUCAUGUGUUGAUGUUCAUGUGUUGAUGUUCAAAACUUGACAGAAAGAAGAUGCUAGCAAGUUAAAGCAAAAACAGUAUUUUGAGCGUAGACAUCUUGCCAAACAAUUACAACCCUUUUAA
Messenger RNA from Paramuricea clavata, 500 nucleotides. NCBI's taxonomy places the organism in Eukaryota, Metazoa, Cnidaria, Anthozoa, Malacalcyonacea, Plexauridae. The record is from the annotation of a GenBank genome assembly.